Molecule: messenger RNA, 703 nt
Organism: Cryptomeria japonica (Japanese cedar)
Lineage: Eukaryota; Viridiplantae; Streptophyta; Pinopsida; Cupressales; Cupressaceae
Exons: 4
Coding region: 185-436 (83 amino acids)
Source: RefSeq, a predicted model, not a curated record
GUGAAGAAAUAUAAUUAUUAUAUGUAGAUAGUUGAACCUUAUGUGAAUGAUUUUCUAAUUACUCAUUUUGGAUGUCAAAUAGUUUGAUGCUAGAGCUUCAACAUCAACACCUCGUAGUGUAUUUCAUCGACAAUCUUUCACCCAGAUGUUGACAUCAUAGACUCCUCCUGCUGUCUGCACGUCAAUGGAGUGCGGUGUUGUUGUAGUAGUAGCAAGUUCAAUUGCUUUAACAAAAGAGGGGCUUGUCACUCCAGAUCAUGAACGUGCACCUGUUGUGGAUGAACAUCAUGAUUAUUUGUAUGUGGUGGAGUUACAAAAAAGUCUGGAGAGGAGGUCGAGUGGACGCACUCGAAAGACACCUGCAUCAUAUACAUCUCCAUCCCCUCGACAGGCAAAGAUAUCUCGUGAUUUGUUUCCUUCCCUUAGAGGGAAUUGAAUAGAAUAGGGUCCUGUGUUGUAUGCCUAUAUGGCAAUUUUGAACAUAUGUUUCGUAUUACGAAUAUGUGACAUUCUAUCUCCAUAUGGCUUUUGGCAAGCUCCUAUUUGACUUUAUUGGAUACCAUGUUGUAUGCCUAUAUGGCAAAUUUGAACAUAUGUUUUGUAUUGUGAAUAUGUGACAUUCUAUGUCCAUAUGGCUUUUGGCAAGCCCCUAUUUGACUUUAUUGGAUAUCAUGUUGUAUGCCUUUAUAGCAAUUUUGAACAU